AUGGAGGAAGUAAGUAUCGCAGCAGUUCAAACCGCCACCUGGAAGUUCGGUGAAGAAUUUACCUUCGAGGACACACCGAAAUCUGGCCGUAAAACGGGACCGGUAGACCGAAAAUUGGACCAGAACAUCACCCAAGCUUUCUUCAAUAAGAAAAGUGCCUCUGUUCGAGAUUUGGCCAAAAAACUUAGAACAUCGAAGAGUAACGUCAAACGUGCCAAGGCAAGAAACGGGCUGAAAACGUUCAAGAAGCAGAAGAAUCUGAAACGGAGUCAGAAACAAGCCGCAACUAUUUCACUGUCGAUGUUUCGCAAUUUCCAAUCAGCUGGAAAGGAUCAAAGUGAUAUCUUUACGUUUGAAGACGAUAAUGACCUGACCGAUUUCGGUCGGCUGUUGGUGGAUCUGGUAGUUAAAAUGAAAGCUGGUCAUUGCUAUGCCUUCAUCACUGAUCGUAUCUACGAGGUGGUUCUUACUGAUAGACUUUUCCUGGAGAUCGAAAACCAACCGCGGUAUGUAGUUCGUAUUCCGGACGAUGAAGACACGUUAGACCCGGGUCCACGUGUCCGUUGCAUGCUCGAGGAAGUUCGGAAAAUUGGUUGCGGUGCUUACGUAAUACUGCUUGCCAAUGGGAUCCAGGUGGAACGGUUGUUACGCUUCGGGGAUAGAACGCGGAUUAUCAAUACCCGCGCUAAAUUCAUCAUUCUUCACGACUAUCGUUUGCUCGUUCCUGACCUGCAUUUCUUGUGGAAGCGAAUAGUGAACGUCGUUUUCGUCAGAGAACUAGUGAUUGACAAGGCAAGAAGCAAGGUCAAGGACAACGGCCGACAUUAUGAACUCAGUACCGUUCCGUUUCCGCUUCCUAUGAGGGGAAUUUUCAUUUCCAAAAGAUUGGAUUUUUGGCAUAACGGAAAGUUCCGAAAGGGGCGUAAAUUGUUUACAGAUAAAGCCAACAAUUUGGAUGGUCAAACGAUGAGGGUCGUAGUGCUGGCACAUACUCCAGUCAUAUUCAGAACAUCCUACAACGAUACUGACGCACAUCUGAAGUACUACGGCUUGGAGGUGGAGCUACUAAAGGCAGUCUCCGAAGCGAUGAAGUUUAAAAUGGAUUUCUACGAAUCGGACGAUGCAGCCACUGUGAUGUGGGGAACAGUCACUGACGAGGAUAAUGCUACUGGAUUACUCGGUGAAAUGUAUGAAGGUCGCGCCGAUUUUGCUCUGGCUGAUCUUCACCAUACGCAGUACCAUUUGGAAAUAAUGGACCUGAGCAUCCCGUACAAUACCGAGUGUCUGACGUUCCUUACUCCGGAGGCGUUGACUGAUAAUUCCUGGACUACGCUAAUUCUUCCGUUUACCGGUGGUAUGUGGGCCGGCAUUCUGACUUCGCUUUUCUCAAUAGGAACGGUUUUCUAUGCGCUGUCGAGGUUGCUUAUGUACGUACGGCAUGAAAAGUCCUAUCAACAUGAUUUGGAUAUGAUCGCGAAAAGAUCUAGGAAGUACAAAAAGAAGAAAGUACAGUUCAAAAUGAUUGGCUUACUGAAUGUCUAUAAGCAGAAACUAGGUAAGAGGAAGUGGCUGAAACUCAAGAGGAAAGCAAAUGAUAUUGAUGUAGCUAAAUUGAAAAAGCUCAAAAUGGUCCCAUUCAAGAGGCAAGCGCUUCCAUGGAAGGAUCCACUGCCUCCCCGUGACAUUUUUGAUACUUUUGCCGGCUGUAUCAUCUAUACGUACAGUAUGCUUUUGCUAGUCUCCCUGCCGCGUCUUCCGAGAGGAUGGCCUUUGCGUCUUCUCACUGGGUGGUACUGGGUUUAUUGUAUUCUUUUGGUGGUAGCUUACCGAGCCUCAUUGACUGCCAUCCUGGCCAAUCCCGUGGCUAGGGUUACUAUUGAUAAACUGAAAGAUUUGGCCGACAGUCACAUCCGGUGUGGAGCAUGGGGUGAACAAAACAAACUGUUUUUCCAAACCGCUCAGGAUCAAGCAUCGAUGAUGAUCGGAGACAAGCUUGAGCAUACUCCCAGAGCGGAUGCAGCGGUUGAGCGGGUCGUCGAAGGCAAUUUCGCCUAUUAUGACAAUGUGUAUAUGUUGAAACACCUCCGUGCUACGCAAAACUCAGAAAAAGCCCGCGAAACAUUGCACAUCAUGGAGGAUUGCGCCGUUCAUAUGCCGAUAUCGAUAGGAAUGGAGAAGAACUCACCGCUUAAACCGAAGGUGGAUAAGUACGUGCGAGCGUUGGUUGAAACAGGUCUAACCAAGAAGUGGCUGGCAGACGCAAUAGAAGACUUCCAGUCUAACGUUGAACUGCCACCCCAGGAAGCCACGAUAGAUUUGAAGAAACUGACGGCUGCGUUUAUUGCACUUGCGAUCGGAUAUGGACUGGCGCUGCUAGCAUUUAGUGCGGAGAAACUGUACUGGAGAUGUGUGGUCGAAAGGCAUCCUGCCUAUGACAAGUACAUUGUUGGAUCGUACAGGGGAAAGAAUCACCUAAGAAUUCAAAACUUCCUUUCUUCUCCACAUAAAUUCCUUCAUCUGGGCACCUCCCAAUCAACGGCCAACAAGGUUGUCCAUACGAAGGUGUCGUCUCGAGAUGGCGAGUUUUCUACUGUUCUUGAUUUUAUAGUGACGCCAUCAAUCACCGAGCUACCGACAGGUAAGGUAGAAAUCAAAAACUGGCCACUCCCUGCUGGCAUCGAGCUAGCAGACCCAGCGUUUGAUGUUCCGGAAGUCGUCGAUGUGAUUAUCGGCGCUGAAAUAUUCUACGACAUUCUUAUGAAGGGACGUGUGAAGAUAGGAAGUGACUUCCCGACACUGGCUGAAACUGUGUUCGUCAGCGGUUCUGCGGGGACCAAGCAAUCGGCUGUCCAAAGACGAGACUGUCAGCUAGCAACCACGUAUGAAGAUGUCAACCGUACUCUCUCCAGAUUCUGGGAACUGGAGGCAGGGUAUCACACCAGCAAGAUGACCGCAGCAGAACGUGCUGUAGAACAACAUUUCGAUGAAUCGCACAGCCGAAACAAUGAGGGGCACGUUGUUAGACUGCCAUUCAAUAAUCUCAAGGGUCAACUGGGCGACUCUUAUGAGAAUGCGAAGCGCCGACUUGGAAGGCUGAUGGUCAGUCUUACCAAAAACCCAUCCAAGCGAGAAGCCUACACGCAAUUCAUGACAGAAUAUGCGACUCUGGGCCAUAUGCAAGAGGUAAGCCACAACCCGGAGGAAGGCUACUUCUUACCGCACCACGCAGUCUACAAGGCCACCCGCUCGACUACAAAAGUUCGAGUGGUUUUUGAUGCCUCGGCGGCGUCAAAGCGACUUGGUCACUAUCAUGCUACGUUUCUGUACGCAUCAGGUAGUGCUAACAGCGGAUGUACCUAA
This is a messenger RNA of Ochlerotatus camptorhynchus, 3360 nucleotides long. RefSeq names its product Ionotropic receptor 68a (gene Ir68a). Gene Ontology annotation, cellular component: membrane. Lineage: Eukaryota; Metazoa; Arthropoda; Insecta; Diptera; Culicidae. The coding region runs from base 1 to 3360 and encodes 1119 amino acids. The record is from RefSeq and is a predicted model, not a curated record. Gene Ontology annotation, molecular function: ligand-gated monoatomic ion channel activity. The transcript is spliced from 5 exons.